AUGGCUGCAGCAACAUAUUUAUAUUUACCUUAUGAUUGUUGGGAAACUGUGAUUAGAUUCAUCAUCAACAAUGACGACGAAAACAACAACCGUCACAGCAUGAUUUCUCUCUCCGCCGUAUCCAAGCAGUUCCUCGCCAUCACCGACCGCUUCACCGGCCGCUUCCGGUUCUUACUCCCUCUCCGCCAGAAUCGAACACAACCUUUACUCCAUCGCCUCUACAGAAAGUUCAGCAUCCUCACUUCCCUCAAUCUCUCGCGAUAUAGCGGUUAUGACCUCGACGACCUUCUUUGCCAAAUCUCUCGUUUCCCAACAUUGAAAAUCACUUCACUCAAUCUCUCCUAUCAACCCACUGUUCCGGAAAAUGGGCUGCGAGCUAUAUCUCAAAAUAAUACAAUUUUGACCUCUCUCACCUGUUCCCACAUUUAUGAUAUCAAUGCCACUCAUUUGUUCUUUAUAGCCGAAUGUUUCCCUUUACUUGAAGAACUCGAUCUCAGCCACGUCGGAAUGUUCAUGCACACUAUGGUAGACGAGACUGAGAGCUAUGUCCUUGGGGUACAGGCUCUCUCACUCGCACUUUUCAAACUUCGCAAGGUUAAUCUUUCUUACUUUCCCAUCAACAAUCAAUCGCUUUUCCACUUGUUCAACAAUUGUAAGCUUCUCCAGGAAGUCAACAUAUUUGGUUGUCGUGAAUUAACCAAUGCAGGCAUUGCUUCUGCUCUCCGUGAGAGACCAAAAUUGACGUCUUUAUUGUUAUCAAUAUCACUUCAUCAUGAUGAAUUCACUGCUUCACAUUUAAUUGACUCAUUGGUGAGUUUGAAGAGUUUGACUUGUCUUGGUUUGUCUGCUUUGAAUAUCUCCGAUGAGUUGCUCUACACUAUUGCAAGGAAACGUCUUCCUUUGACAAGACUUGUACUCAAAUAUUGUUCUGGCCGUUAUUAUAAUGGACUCUUUUAUUUGUUAUCCAUGUGUCAUAAAAGUUUCCAACAUUUGGAUCUUGAAGAUAAUAGGUUUCUGAAUGAUCAACAUGUUGUCGAAUUGUCUUCCUUUCUUGGUGAUUUGGUGUCCGUAAACCUUAGUAAUUGCAGUAAGAUCACAGAAUCAGCUUUGUUUGCACUUGCUAGGAAGUGUCCUUUACUUGGUGAGAUCACAAUGGAAAAUAUUAGGGGUAGUGUAGCAAAUUAUGAAUCUCCGGCAUAUAUUGGUGUUCAUCCUCAAUUAAAGUCUCUCUAUUUGGGUAAAAAUUCAUGGUUAAGUGAUGCAAAUAUCAUAAUGUUUGCUUCCAUUUUCCCCAAUUUAGAGGUGCUUGAUUUCAAUUCUUGUAAUAACAUAUCUAAAGGUUACCAGAGAUCAAGGGAAGAUUACAGUUCAAAGAAAUUUAAGCAUGUUUGGAAUUAA
This is a messenger RNA of Medicago truncatula (barrel medic), 1398 nucleotides long. Its product is annotated as dynein regulatory complex subunit 6. Gene Ontology annotation, cellular component: SCF ubiquitin ligase complex. The transcript has 2 exons. Gene Ontology annotation, biological process: SCF-dependent proteasomal ubiquitin-dependent protein catabolic process. The coding region runs from base 1 to 1398 and encodes 465 amino acids. The record is from RefSeq and is a predicted model, not a curated record. Lineage: Eukaryota; Viridiplantae; Streptophyta; Magnoliopsida; Fabales; Fabaceae.